ACACUAUUCUUUAAAUUUCAAGUUUGAUCAUUCAAUGGCUAUUCGUGUGACAUUCUUGUUGGUUAUUCUGGUAGUCUUACCUUUUCCUUCUCAUUGUGCUGAUCCUGAUCCCCUACAGGAUUUCUGUGUUGGAAUUCUGAACGAUACAUCAACAUCUAUUAACGGUUUUCCUUGCAAGCCUGCUUCCCAAGUUACUUCAGAUGACUUCUUCUUUGAUGGCCUAACCAAAGAGGGAAACACUGACAAUGUAUUUGGAUUCACUGCAACUGUGGGAAACGUUCUUGCUUUCCCAGGGUUGAACACGCUAGGUCUCUCAAUGAAUAGAGUUGAUUUCGCCCCAGGAGGGCUAAAUCCACCACAUUCACAUCCUCGUGCAACUGAGACCGGGGUAGUCAUUAAAGGGAAACUCUACGUUGGAUUCCUGACAACAAACAACGUGUUAUAUUCCAAAGUAUUGACUGUAGGGGAGAUGUUCGUGGUGCCACGAGGGCUUGUGCAUUUCCAAAUGAAUGUUGGGAAGGAGAAGGCAAUGACAAUCACAGCUUUUAACAGUCAUUUGCCAGGGGCAGUAGUCCUUCCAACUACACUAUUUGCUUCUAUGCCACCAAUUCCUAAUGAUGUAUUGACUAAGGCCUUUCAGGUUGAAGCUAGUGUUAUUGAUGACAUCAAAUCCAAAUUUGGUUCUUAAAAGUAUAACAGCUGAAAGACAGAAUGGAAAAUAAAAGCCUAGAACAUAAUUUUGUGUUGUCAGGUUUAUUAGUGUAUUUGUCCAAACUUUAAUCUGGUACAUAGAGAUCCAGGUAUGUAUUGUGUAAUAAUCAAUAAUGCAGAAGGGCAACAAGAAUUCUUAAU
Solanum stenotomum is the source of this 852-nucleotide messenger RNA. Its product is annotated as germin-like protein subfamily T member 2. Gene Ontology annotation, cellular component: cell wall. Bases 35 to 688 code for a protein of 217 amino acids. Gene Ontology annotation, molecular function: manganese ion binding. NCBI's taxonomy places the organism in Eukaryota, Viridiplantae, Streptophyta, Magnoliopsida, Solanales, Solanaceae. The record is from RefSeq and is a predicted model, not a curated record. The transcript has a single exon.